AAUCAUUGUCUAGGGUUUUUUCUGAACGGAGAGCGUGGUCAUAUAUAGCACAUUGAGGAACCUGGGUGUGUCGGACUCGGAUCCAGGUUCACAGACGAAGAGUGUCGGUCGGCUGCUUCCCCGUAGAUAUCCUUCCGAGCUCACAAACCCAAAAUGGCGAGAGGUUUGAAGAAGCAUCUUAAGAGGCUAAAUGCCCCAAAGCAUUGGAUGCUGGACAAACUUGGUGGUGCAUUUGCUCCCAAACCUUCAUCUGGACCUCACAAAUCCAGGGAAUGCCUGCCGUUGAUCCUCAUCUUGCGUAACCGAUUGAAAUAUGCUCUUACAUACCGUGAAGUGAUUGCCAUUUUGAUGCAAAGGCAUGUUCUGGUUGAUGGCAAGGUUAGGACGGAUAAGACAUAUCCCUCUGGUUUCAUGGAUGUUGUUUCAAUCCCCAAGACAAAUGAGAACUUUCGUCUUCUUUAUGAUACCAAGGGCCGGUUCCGCCUCCACUCAAUCAGGGAUGAAGAGGCUAAGUUCAAGCUCUGCAAAGUCCGAUCUGUGCAAUUUGGGCAAAAAGGAAUUCCCUAUUUGAACACCUAUGAUGGGCGAACUAUCCGCUAUCCUGACCCCCUAAUCAAGGCCAAUGACACUGUAAAGCUGGACUUGGAAACAAACAAGAUAACGGACUUCAUCAAAUUUGAUGUUGGAAAUGUUGUCAUGGUGACUGGUGGAAGGAACAGGGGGCGUGUUGGAGUUAUCAAGAACCGGGAGAAACAAAAAGGAAGCUUUGAGACAAUUCAUGUCCAGGAUGCCACUGGCCAUGAAUUUGCAACUCGUUUGAGCAAUGUUUUCACCAUUGGCAAGGGAACCAAGCCGUGGGUAUCCCUUCCUAAGGGUAAGGGUAUCAAGCUUUCCAUUAUUGAAGAAGCAAGGAAGAGGCUUGCAGCCCAAGCUGCGUCGACAGCUUGAAUGAUUAUGGGACAAACAGUUUUUGAGCUUUAAUGGAAUUUAGUUUUUUAUAGUUUUGACGUAUUAGCUUUGUAAUUUUAUGCUUCAAACUUUGACUCGAUACAAUGAGUUAGAUGCACAAUCUUUAUCUGUGUUAUUUUUGAAGUGAAUUAUUUCUAUCGUUAUGUGAUUUUUGUGGUGGUUCAUUA
Ziziphus jujuba (common jujube) is the source of this 1136-nucleotide messenger RNA. RefSeq names its product small ribosomal subunit protein eS4. Gene Ontology annotation, cellular component: ribosome; cytosolic small ribosomal subunit. NCBI's taxonomy places the organism in Eukaryota, Viridiplantae, Streptophyta, Magnoliopsida, Rosales, Rhamnaceae. Gene Ontology annotation, molecular function: RNA binding; structural constituent of ribosome. Gene Ontology annotation, biological process: translation. The coding region runs from base 154 to 948 and encodes 264 amino acids. The transcript has 5 exons. The record is from RefSeq and is a predicted model, not a curated record.